This is a messenger RNA of Dendronephthya gigantea, 2304 nucleotides long. Its product is annotated as high mobility group nucleosome-binding domain-containing protein 5-like. The record is from RefSeq and is a predicted model, not a curated record. NCBI's taxonomy places the organism in Eukaryota, Metazoa, Cnidaria, Anthozoa, Malacalcyonacea, Nephtheidae. Bases 102 to 1565 code for a protein of 487 amino acids. The transcript is spliced from 3 exons.
CACUUAUCCGUACUCAAUAACCCUUUCUUCUCACGCGUCCCUUUUACAAUACUCGUCCAUUGUGUGAGCGCAUCUUCGCUAAAGCGACGCGUCUUUUACCGAUGAAAAAUAAGCCUCGUACAACAACAAAGAAGGGAAAACCGUCCAGCAGUAUGGGUCGUAUCGUGUUCUACUCUAUCGCGUUAAUAGUUGGCUGUUGUGCGGUCGCUGUUGUUUUGUUUGAGACUGAAGCUGGUCAGGAGUUUGUCGCUAAGGUUCGGGGUAUUGAUUCGGCAGAUUCGCACGACCAUGCAAAGUCGAAAUACUCAGAGAAGAAGCAUUCGGAGAGUGAGAACAACGAGGGAAAUACGAAACGAAAGACGGCUGGUAAACAAAGCAGUGAAUCGCGAGGAGACGAGAGUGUUUUGGAGAACGAUAGAGACACGUCAGCAAAACAAACCGAGGAUAGAAACGAGGAUUCAGAGCGUAGCGAAGCCAGGGAUGAUUAUGUUGCCCGAAAUGAGGAAUCUCAGGAAGAGAACGAAGCUCGUGAAGCUGUGUCAGACGCCGCAAGCGAAAACCCCGAAGUAAAGGAAUCGCAAAUGGACGAGACCACGGCUAGCAAGGACAGCGGCGCUGCCAACGAGGAGACGAAACAAGAGGAGAGCGUGGAUGAGCAGAUUGGCAGCGAUGAACCGGUUGAGGGCCAACCGGAAAUCCCAGUUGAAGAAGAAGACAAACCGGUUGUGGAAAUGGAUGAACCUGUUAGAGAAGAACAGGUUGAAACGGUCGAGGAACCUGUCGUCGAGGAAACUGUCGAGCAAGAGCCUGGAAACAAGGCUGAGCCUGGAAACGAGGCUGAGCCUGGAAACGAGGCUGAGCCUGGAUACGAGGCGGAGCCUGGAAACGAGGCUGAGCCUGGAAAUGAGGCUGAGCCUGAAAGCGAGACAGAGCCUGUGACCGAAGAAACGGGUGAAGAAGAAAACGAGUUUGUGAAUGAAAGAGGAAUGGGUGACGAAGGAGUGAAUGAUGAGAAUUUGGAAGAGACGGAGCCGAACGUUUCUGAACAAGUGAAUGAAGAGGAACAGAGGGAGGAAAAGGGUGAAAUGGGUGUAGAGGAUGGUGGCGAAGUUGUGGAAGAAGAGACUAUCAAUGUUGGUGACAGUUUGGCUGAAUUGGAAGAAGCAAGAGAAGCUGAGAAAGUUGAAAUGAAGAAAAAGCAGUUGUUAGAGCAAGCGAAGAAAUUUGCGGAAGAGAAGAAACUGAAAGAAGAACCAUACGAGCCGAUUAACGAGCCAGAAGGACCACCCAUUGAUCAGAGUCCGGCAAAAAUACGACGAGGACUGAGAGGGGAUUAUGGACGAAAAGAUUGCAAAGAUUUGAACAAAAACUGCAAAGCUUGGGCUCAGGUUGGAGAGUGUAAGAAAAAUCCUGGCUGGAUGGAAGUGAAUUGCAAGAAGAGUUGUGACGUUUGUGGAUGCAGCGACAAUGAUGUAAAAUGCCCAGAGUGGGCGAGUACAGGAGAAUGUAAAAGCAAUCCAGAAUGGAUGAGAGAGAAUUGCAUGAAAAGCUGUGAAGAAUGUUGAACUACGAAGUUAAUUAUGCCUGCAACAGUUUAAAAACAAUUUCGUUUCUUAGGUGAACUACCGCGAACUAUUCUUAUAGGUAUUUAAGUUGAAAAAUCAACACGCGUGCAGGAAACAAAUUUUGACCUUUUAUAAAGAGAAUUUUAAUCGUGCCCAGGCAAAUCUUGAUCUUUAAAAGUUUGGUAGCAGUCACUGACCUGUUUACAAUAGUAUAUUACUUUAACUGGACUGCGUGCGCGAGGCCAAAAUGUCUCGGCAUGAGAGAUGACGAAUAUACGUCUCAGAGAAUCGCAUUAAUUUAGCACUUUGUGUGUUUGUUUUCCCGCGUGCGCAUGAGACCUAAAUUCGUCGUUACUGCGCAGAUACUCUGUCCAGAUGAACUAAUUAAUAUACAGGUCAGUGAGGGCAGCCAUGAUAUGCCUGCGAUAAGAACGAGACUCUUUGCGGUUCAAUUCUUGUCGAAAAACGUACGAGUUAGAUUAUUCGCAGCUAGAAGACCUUGCUCGUCUUGAAAAGAAUCUGCUGUGCACGUGGACUACAUGUGCGGGUAUAAUUUUGAAAAUAUUUUAGCUGAUUCAAUUAAAUAUAUCUGGUCAAAGUUGUGAUGUCAUCCUGUGGUUUAUAUACAGUCAUCUGCUUGCAAAUUGCACAAGGUUAGGCGCAGACGCUUUAGGAACACAACAAUUGCACCCAUACUAAAUAAAAUUCUGCUGUAAAGAACUUGUUGAAUUAAAUAAAU